AUGACCUACAACAAUCCAGCGGAAGCACUUCGAGUGGCAGCCCAGGACCUACAUACAUCCAGCGGAAGCACUUCAGUGCAGCAACAGGAACACAACAUCCAGCGGAAGCACUUCGAUUGGCAGCACAGUACCUACAACAUCCAGCGGAAGCACUUUCGAAGUUCAGCAACCGGACCUCCUCCAGCGGAAGCACUUCGGUGGCAGCAACCGGACCUACAACAUUCCAGCGGAAGCACUCGAGUGGGCAGCACAGGACCUACAACAUCCAGCGGAAGCACUUCGAGUGGCAGCACAGGACCUACAACAUCCAGCGGAAGCACUUCGAGUGGCAGCACAGGACCUACAACAUCCAGCGGAAGCACAUCGAGUGGCAGCACAGGACCUACAACAUCCAGCGGAAGCACUUCGAGUGGCAGCACAGGAUCUACAACUUCCAGUGGAAGUACCACAGGAUCCACCGGUUCAACCACUACUGGAACUACCACUGGAACUAGUACUGGAACAACCACUGGAACAACCUCAGGUACAACAACUGGAACAACUACUGGAACUACCACAGGUACAACAACUGGAACUACCACAGGCACAACUACAGGUACUACCACAGGGACAACAUCAGGUACUACAACAGGCACAUCUACAGGAACCACCACAGGAACAACAACAGGUACUACCACAGGCACAACUACAGGUACUACCACAGGUACUACCACAGGCACUACCACAGGUACUACCACUGGAACAACAACAGGUACUACCACUGGCACUACUACAGGAACUACAACUGGAACAACCACAGGUACUACCACUGGAACAACCACAGGAACUAACACUGGAACAACCACUGCAACUACCACAGGAACUACCACAGGUACUACCACUGGAACAACCACAGGCACUACCACAGGAACUACCACUGCAACUACCACAGGAACUACCACAGGAACCACCACAGGUACUACCACUGCAACGACUACAGGAACUACCACUGGAACCACCACAGGCACUACCACUGCAACGACCACAGGAACCACAACUGGAACUACCACUGCAACUACCACAGGUACAACAACAGCAACCACCACUGGAACUACUACAGGAACUACCACAGGAACAACCACUGGAACUACCACUGGAACAACCACAGGUACUACCACAGGAACUACGACUGGAACAACCACAGGUACUACCACUGCAACUACCACAGGUACUACCACAGGUACUACCACUGCAACGACCACAGGAACUACCACUGGAACCACCACAGGCACUACCACUGCAACGACCACAGGAACCACAACUGGAACUACCACUGCAACUACCACAGGCACAACAACAGCAACCACCACUGGAACUACUACAGGAACUACCACUGACACCACAACGGGCACUACAACUGGAACUACCACAGGAACAACCACUGGAACUACCACUGGAACUACCACUGCAACUACCACAGGAACUACUACAGGAACAACCACUGCAACUACCACGGAUACUACCACUGCAACAACCACUGGAACUACUACAGGUACUACCACUGGAACCACAACAGGAACUACCACUGGAACUACUACAGACACUACUACGGGUACUACCACUGCAACUACCACAGGAACUACUACAGGAACAACAACAGGAACUACCACGGAUACUACCACUGCAACUACAACUGGAACAACCACUGGAACAACCACUGGAACUACUACAGGUACUACCACUGGAACCACCACAGGAACUACCACUGCAACUACUACAGGAACUACUACAGGAACAACCACUGCAACUACCACGGGUACAACAACAGCAACCACCACUGGAACUACUACAGGAACUACCACUGACACCACAACGGGUACUGCAACUGGAACUACUACAGGAACAACCACUGGAACUACCACUGCAAACUACACGAAACUACUACAGAAACUACAAAACCUGGAACGACUAACAGAUACUACUACGGGUACUACCACUGCAACUACUACAGGAACUACUACAGGAACAACCACUGCAACUACCACGGAUACUACCACUGCAACUACCACAGGAACUACCACUGGAACUUCUACAGAUACUACUACGGGUACUACCACUGCAACUACUACAGGAACUACUACAGGAACAACCACUGCAACUACCACGGAUACUACCACUGCAACUACCACAGGAACUACAACUGGAACUACUACAGAUACUACUACGGGUACUACCACUGCAACUACUACAGGAACUACUACAGGAACAACCACUGCAACUACCACGGGUACAACAACAGCAACCACCACUGGAACUACUACAGGAACUACCACUGACACCACAACCGGUACUACAACUGGAACUACUACAGGAACAACCACUGGAACUACCAUUGCAACUACCACAGGAACUACUACAGGAACUACCACUGACACCACAACGGGUACUACAACUGGAACUACUACAGGAACAACCACUGGAACAACCACUGCAACUACCACGGAUACUACCACUGCAACUACCACUGGAACAACCACUGGAACUACUACAGGUACUACCACUGGAACUACUACAGAUACUACUACGGGUACCACCACUGCAACUACUACAGGAACUACUACAGGAACAACCACUGCAACUACCACAGAUACUACCACUGCUACUACCACCGGAAACAACCAACUGGGAAACAACCACAGGAACUUACCACUGGAAAAAACUACUGACAGAGACUACACUGGAAAUACUACUAGGGAUACAACUACCGGGAAAACAACCACUGCAACUACCACGGAUACUACCACUGCAACUACCACAGGAACUACCACUGGAACUACUACAGAUACUACUACGGGUACUACCACAGCAACUACUACAGGAACUACUACAGGAACAACUACUGCAACUACCACAGGUACAACAACAGCAACCACCACUGGAACUACUACAGGAACUACCACUGACACCACAACCGGUACUACAACUGGAACUACUACAGGAACAACCACUGGAACUACCACUGCAACUACCACAGGAACUACUACAGGAACAACCACUGCAACUACCACGGAUACUACCACUGCAACUACCACUGGAACAACCACUGGAACCACCACAGGAACUACCACUGGAACUACUACAGAUACUACUACGGGUACUACCACUGCAACUACUACAGGAACUACUACAGGAACAACCACUGCAACUACCACGGAUACUACCACUGCAACUACUACAGGAACUACCACUGGAACUACUACAGAUACUACUACGGGUACUACCACUGCAACUACUACAGGAACAACUACUGCAACUACCACUGGAACAACCACUGGAACUACUACAGGUACUACCACUGGAACCACCACAGGAACUACCACUGGAACUACUACAGAUACUACUACGGGUACUACCACUGCAACUACUACAGGAACUACUACAGGAACAACCACUGCAACUACCACGGAUACUACCACUGCAACUACCACAGGAACUACCACUGGAACUACUACAGAUACUACUACGGGUACUACCACUGCAACUACUACAGGAACUACUACAGGAACAACCACUGCAACUACCACGGGAUCAACCACAGCUACCACCACAGGUACCACUACGGAUACCACAACUGCAACAACCGCUGCAACAACCACUCCUACCACCACAGCUACAACUACAGAUACCACAACUGCAACAACCACUGCAACUACCACUCCUACCACCACAGCUACCACUACAGAUACCACAACUGCAACAACCACUGCAACUACCACCCCUACCACAACAGCUACAACUACGGAUACUACAACUGCAACAACCACUGCAACUACCACUAUUACCACCACAGAUACAACUACGGCAACCACCACAGAUACCACAACUGCAACAACCACUCCAACUACCACUCCUACAACCACAGCUACCACUACAGAUACCACAACUGUAACUACCACUCCUACCACCACAGCUACCACCACAGAUAGCACAACUGUAACUACCACUCCUACCACCACAGUUACCACUACGGAUACCACAACUGCAACAACCACUGCAACUACUACUCCUACCACAACGGCUACCACUACAGAUACCACAACUGCAACAACCACUGCAACUACCACUCCUACCACCACAGCUACCAGUACGGAUACCACAACUGUAACUACCACUCCUACCACCACAGCUACCACUACAGAUACCACAACUGCAACAACCACUGCAACUACCACUCCUACCACUACAGCUACCACUACGGAUACCACAACUGUAACUACCACUCCUACCACCACGGCUACUACAACAGAUACCACAACUGCAACAACCACUGCAACCACCACUCCUACCACCACAGCUACCACUACAGAUACCACAACUGUAACUACCACUCCUACCACCACAGCUACCACAACGGAUACCACAACUGCAACAACCACUGCAACUACCACCACAGCUACCACUACAGAUACCACAACUGCAACAACCACUGCAACUACCACUCCUACCACUACAGCUACCACUACUGAUACCACAACUGUAACUACCACUCCUACUACCACAGCUUCUACAACAGAUACCACAACUGCAAACACCACUGCAACUACCACUCCUACCACGACAGCUACCAUUACGGAUACCACAACUGUAACUACCACUCCUACUACCACAGCUACUACAACAGAUACCACAACUGCAAACACCACUGCAACUACCACUCCUACCACGACAGCUACCACUACUGAUACCACAACUGUAACUACCACUCCUACCACCACAGCUACCACAACGGAUACCACAACUGCAACAACCACUGCAACUACCACCACAGCUACCACUACGGAUACCACAACUGCAACAACCACUCCAACUACCACCACAGCUACUACUACGGAUACCACAACUGCAACAACCACUGCAACUACCACUCCUACCACUACAGGUACCACUAUAACUACCACAACUGGACCCGCCGGUGCAAAUAACAAUUGA
Messenger RNA from Macrobrachium nipponense, 4968 nucleotides. Its product is annotated as mucin-2-like. The record is from RefSeq and is a predicted model, not a curated record. Lineage: Eukaryota; Metazoa; Arthropoda; Malacostraca; Decapoda; Palaemonidae. Gene Ontology annotation, molecular function: biotin binding. The transcript has 10 exons. The coding region runs from base 1 to 4968 and encodes 1655 amino acids.